CAUCCCCACCCCCCUCCACCCCGCACCUCCUCACAAACGCGUAUUGCCUCCUACGCCCCCGGAUCCACUGCUCCACCCCCCAACUCCGUUGCCACACGCCCUUGCACAAGCGAGCGAGCAACCAUGUCGCCGGCGGAGCAGACGCGAGACGAGAGCGUCUACAUGGCCAAGCUUGCGGAGCAGGCCGAGCGCUACGAGGAGAUGGUGGAGUUCAUGGAGCGCGUCGCGAAGGCCACCGGCGGGGCAGGGCCCGGGGAGGAGCUAUCCGUCGAGGAGCGCAACCUGCUCUCUGUGGCUUACAAGAAUGUCAUCGGGGCCCGGCGCGCGUCCUGGAGGAUCAUCUCCUCCAUCGAGCAGAAGGAGGAAGGUCGGGGCAACGACGCGCACGCCGCUACCAUCCGCUCCUACCGCAGCAAGAUCGAGGCCGAGCUCGCAAAGAUCUGCGACGGCAUCCUCGCCCUGCUUGAUUCCCACCUCGUGCCAUCCGCCGGAGCUGCCGAGUCCAAAGUCUUCUAUCUCAAGAUGAAGGGCGACUACCACAGGUACCUUGCAGAGUUUAAGUCUGGUGGGGAGAGGAAGGAAGCCGCUGAGAGCACCAUGAACGCGUACAAAGCUGCUCAGGAUAUCGCCCUAGUAGAUUUGGCUCCAACACACCCCAUCAGGCUUGGGCUUGCACUCAACUUUUCUGUGUUCUACUAUGAGAUCUUGAACUCCCCUGACCGUGCCUGCAACCUUGCAAAACAAGCCUUUGACGAGGCUAUAUCAGAGCUGGACAGUUUAGGCGAGGAAUCCUACAAGGACAGCACUUUAAUCAUGCAGCUCCUGCGUGACAAUUUGACUCUAUGGACAUCCGACACCAAUGAGGAUGACGUUGAUGAGAUUAAGGAAGCCCCAGCUCCAAAAGAAUCUGGAGACGGACAGUGAGGUGAAUGAAAAUAACAGUCUGUGCAUUGUUGGGGGCAAUGGAAGUCGGUCUUGGUUCUAGUGCUCAUACUGUUGUCAUCACUACCUCUGUUUAAUUAUGCACUUGAGAAGUUUCUGGGCUAUGUUUUUCUGGUGCUCAUAAAUGCUGGCUGGAUUCGUGUUUUCUUGUUCAAAUCUGGCCACAAGCAAAAGACCUGCUCUUUUUCACCAUUAGAAUGUUUGCUAUAUCUACCAUGUUUGGUGAGACUUGAUGCGACUAGACUAAUUUGCUGAAAUUGCGGUAUCCUGUUCA
This is a messenger RNA of Triticum urartu, 1216 nucleotides long. Its product is annotated as 14-3-3-like protein GF14-D. Lineage: Eukaryota; Viridiplantae; Streptophyta; Magnoliopsida; Poales; Poaceae. The record is from RefSeq and is a predicted model, not a curated record.